Messenger RNA from Ceratitis capitata (Mediterranean fruit fly), 1142 nucleotides. RefSeq names its product pyrroline-5-carboxylate reductase 3 (gene P5cr). Gene Ontology annotation, biological process: L-proline biosynthetic process. Gene Ontology annotation, molecular function: pyrroline-5-carboxylate reductase activity. Lineage: Eukaryota; Metazoa; Arthropoda; Insecta; Diptera; Tephritidae. The record is from RefSeq and is a predicted model, not a curated record. Bases 147 to 983 code for a protein of 278 amino acids. The transcript is spliced from 5 exons.
AAUUUUCAUUACGUAAAGUAAUCAGAAAAACCACAGCCGGUACGGAAAACAACUUGCGUACACACGGAGCGUUGUGAUAAAAAAGUGAUAAAAAACCAUAAUAUACGUAUAACCCUCAGCCCUUUAAAGUGCUCUACCAUACUCUAAUGGCGAAAUUGGACGAGAAAAUCGGCUUUAUCGGUGGUGGCAAUAUGGCCUUUGCCAUUGGCUCUGGACUUAUAAAUCGCGAAUUCGUAAAAACCUCACAGGUACUCGUUUCAGGACCAAAUAUAGAAAAUCUAGGACGCUGGCGUGAUUUGGGCAUUGCAACUACAGAUGAUAAUUAUGAAGUGUUGGACAAAGCCGAUAUUAUAUUUAUAUGUGUGAAACCACACAUACUUACACCAAUGGCUGCCCAGCUACGUAAUCUGCAUUCGCCGACUUUAAAAGAUAAGGACAAGCUUUUUGUCUCCGUGUUGGCUGGAGUAAAGCUGAAGACUCUUGAGGAGAAAUUCUCUUUUGUGGAAGGUUUGAAGAUGAUACGAACAAUGCCUAACACUCCAAUGCAAAUUGGUGAAGGUAUAACUGUGUACUCACCAGGUUCCUAUGUAAAACAGCAAGAUUUAGAGAAACUGCAUUUAAUGCUUAACUCGUUGGGCAUUGCACAGCAAGUGCCCGAAACAAUGAUAGAUGCUGUUUCAGGUGUAGCAGGUUGUGGGCCAGCAUUUGUUUAUACUAUAAUUGAAGCCUUGGCUGAUGGCGGGGUUAAGCAAGGCGUGCCUAGACAAAUGGCACAACAAUUCGCGGCGCAAAUGUUACUGGGUGCUGCUAAAAUGGUGCUAUUAACUGGCAAACACCCAGCUGUGCUAAGGGAUGAGGUUUGCUCACCUGGUGGUGCAACUAUUGUGGGUGUACAUGAACUGGAGAAGGGUCAAUUACGAGCAACUAUCAUGAACGCCGUAGAAAAAUCAAGUGAACGCGCAGCCGAGCUGGGAAAAAAGUAAAGGAAUUUGACCCCACGCUAAAAGUUUCCAAUAAAAUACGAGCAUUUGUGACAAACAUGUAGUCUAAAGAUUUAUUAAGCCUUAUAAUAAAUAUGUAAUUAUGUGUGUAUAACUAAUCUUACUUAUUAGAAAAGUUAAUAAAUAAUUUGUUGCUGUCCU